Molecule: messenger RNA, 1146 nt
Organism: Pteronotus mesoamericanus
Lineage: Eukaryota; Metazoa; Chordata; Mammalia; Chiroptera; Mormoopidae
Gene: LYSMD2
Product: LysM domain containing 2
Exons: 3
Coding region: 29-661 (210 amino acids)
Source: RefSeq, a predicted model, not a curated record
UCCCGACCUGGCGGCCUCCGCAGGACCCAUGGCGGAUUCCUCGCCCGUGCUGGCCCUGCGGGAAGGCGGCCCCCGUGCGCCCCGGUCUUCAGCCCCGUCCCCGCCGCCGCGGUCGCGCUCAAGCUCCGAGCCGGAGGAGGCCGAGCUGUCGCUGAGCCUGGCCCGCACCAAAACCCGCUCGUAUGGUAGCACAGCCAGCGUGAACGCCGGUGUCUUUGAGCGGCAUGUGGAGCACCGGGUCCGCGCGAGCGACACGCUGCAGGGCAUUGCGCUCAAGUACGGAGUCACGAUGGAGCAGAUUAAAAGGGCAAAUAAACUCUUUACCAAUGACUGUAUAUUUCUGAAGAAAACUUUGAACAUCCCCAUUAUUUCAGAGAAGCCUUUUCUGUUUAAUGGACUUAAUUCAAUUGAUUCUCCCGAAAAUGAAACUGUUGAGGACCGUUUUUCUCAUGAAGAAGGGCUGGUAGCAGCUGCAGACCUGCCUCCUCCCAGUCCUCAAGCGCCUGAUGCUCAGCCUGUGACGCCUGAGGAAGUGUCAGCCAAAGAUUUCCUGCAGAGGCUGGACUUGCAGAUUCAGUUAUCAACACAGGCAGCCAAGAAACUGAAAGAAGAAAGCAGAGAUGAAGACAAUCCCUAUGCAACUUCACUCUAUCACAGUUAGAGGAUCAUGGGACAUAAUCUCACCUGAUUAAGAGAUGGUUGGAUCAUAAAGAAACCAACAACUGAAGAUUCAAAAGCAUUUCUCUUGGACUCCGAGUGUACAUCUUUGAAUCACAAUUAAGUAGUUCCACCUACUGCAGUUGCACUGAAGUGAUUAGUUCCCUCUGGCUUUCCAUAAUUUUAAGUCUGCAUUAUGGCAUGAAACAAAAUUGUACCCUGAAGCUCAUCACUUUUGUAGUGGUGGUAGUUUUUAGACUUGCUUUUGUAAAUACUAGCUGACAUAAAACAUCAAAGACUAUUACAUAGCCAAGCUAAAAACUGUUUAUUUCUUGAGAAUUCCUAAUGAUAAGAAAAAUAUGGUUGCCGUUUAAGUGAUGCUGAUUUUGCUAUGUGUUUAUAAUUAAGUGCUAUAUAUUUCGAUAUGUAUUACAUAUUCUGUAUUAAUAUAGAGAACCAAAUUUUGUCUGCUAUUUUAUAAAAAUAAAC